Brassica napus (rape) is the source of this 879-nucleotide messenger RNA. RefSeq lists its product as uncharacterized. NCBI's taxonomy places the organism in Eukaryota, Viridiplantae, Streptophyta, Magnoliopsida, Brassicales, Brassicaceae. The coding region runs from base 1 to 879 and encodes 292 amino acids. The transcript has 2 exons. The record is from RefSeq and is a predicted model, not a curated record.
AUGUGUAUCUACCAUGCAACUGCUCAAUCAGUCACUUGUGGAGCCACUAUUCUCUCUGAGAACAUUACUCUAACUGUCACAUUUGUCUACGGUUUCAAUCAAGUGGAGGAACGUAGAGCUUUGUGGGACAGUUUAGUCGAGUUACAGGACACUUCUCCGGUUGCCUCGCAUCCCUGGUCUGUUAUCGGUGACUUCAAUCAGAUGUUGAGGACUAAUCAUCACUCAAAUCAUCUAUUCUCUCGUGUUGAUGAAGCGGGAAUAGAUGAUGCUAAUCUCGGGUUGCAGGAUGCUCAGUUGUUUGAGGCGCAAACCAAAGGUCCCCCCUACACUUGGAGGAACAUGCAGGAUGACAAUCCCAUCUCUACAAAAAUUGAUCAUUCAUUCAUCAACCAGGCCUGGUCGUCUGCUUUUCCUGACUCAUAUGCAGAGUUUUUGGAUCUCUCUCAGUCGGAUCACGCCCCUUGCCUUCUUAGGAUGCCUUCAAUCAGACGACGGGUCGUCAAACCCUUUAAAUUCUUCCACCAUGUGAUUGAUCACCCAGAGUACGCAGAGACUGUUGCUGACAAUUGGAAAUGCGAUGAUAUAGUGGGCACUGAUCAGUUCAAGUUGGUUCGCUUGCUCAAGAAGUUGAAGCGACCGUUGCGCAGUCUUAACAAGCGGCACUUCAGUGUCAUAUCUCAGAGAGUAAAGGGACAGAAAGAGAAGGUAGAUGCACUCCAGCGGGCCCUCCUUACCUCUCCAGACAACGCUACAGCGGCAGAGGAACAUGUUGAGAGAGAUAAGCUGAAUACUCUAUUAAAGGCUGAGGAAAAGUUUUACAGACAAAGGUCUAGAAACGGUUUCUCAGCACGCGUCAAGGAAUCAUAUUCAUUAUCUUAA